This is a messenger RNA of Pygocentrus nattereri (red-bellied piranha), 1642 nucleotides long. It is a transcript of the gene plin2, whose product is annotated as perilipin 2. Lineage: Eukaryota; Metazoa; Chordata; Actinopteri; Characiformes; Serrasalmidae. The transcript is spliced from 7 exons. The record is from RefSeq and is a predicted model, not a curated record. Bases 1 to 1284 code for a protein of 427 amino acids. Gene Ontology annotation, biological process: positive regulation of triglyceride storage; lipid storage. Gene Ontology annotation, cellular component: lipid droplet; cytosol.
AUGGCUCCUAUGGAAAUAACAACCCAGAAUGUGGUUACUCGAGUGGCCAACCUCCCCCUGGUCAGCUCCACCUAUGACAUGGUGUCCAACGUGUACUGCAACACCAAAGACAACCAUCCAUACAUCAAGUCCAUAUUCGAUGCUGCAGAGAUGGGGGUGAAAUCACUCACUUCAGUUGCCCUGACCAGUGCUUUACCAAUCAUUGGCAAGCUGGAACCUCAGAUCUCUCUGGCUAAUGACCUUGCCUGUAAGGGUCUUGACAAGAUUGAGAAGACACUGCCACUUCUUCAUCAGCCUUCUGAACAGCUUGUCGCCAGUGCUAAAGAAGUAGUGACUGGUGCCAAAGAAGCAGUAUCUGAAACUAUGAAUGGGGCCAAGGACACUGUGUCUCUUACCCUGAGUGGAGUGGUGGGCAGAACCAGGGGAGCAGUGCAGGAGAGCGUUGUGAAAACGAGACUGGUGGUCAGUGGUGGUGUCUACACGGUCAUGGAGAGCCGAGUGGGCAAGCUGGUGAGCAGCGGCAUGGAUACUGCUCUGAGCACUUCUGAAAGCUUGGUAGAGCGCUACUUGCCUGAAACUGAGGCUAAGCAAGAAUGUGAGACAAAUUCAACCAUAGGAUUUGAUAGUGACACAGAUGAACCCAGCUACUAUGUGCGACUGGGUUCUCUCUCUACCAAGCUGCGACAGAGGGCAUACCAGAAAGCUGUCACCAAGGUUCAUGAUGCCAAGAAACGCAGCCAAGAGUCCAUCUCCCAGCUGAACCAUGCCAUGGACAUGAUUGAAUACACAAAAAAGAACAUUGAUGGUGCCAACCAGAAGAUGCAUGACAAACUGAGCACACUGAUGGAUUGGAGGUCUAGAUCUCCGAGUACCAUGGAGAGUGACAGUGACCCAGACAGUGAGGCAGAGCAAAUUGAAUCACGUACCUUGGCCAUCACCCGCAACCUGACCCAGCAGCUACAGACCACUUGUCUGACAUUUGUGUCCAGCCUCCAGGGGCUUCCACAGAACAUCCAAGAGCAGGCCGUCUCCAUCAGUCACUUGGCCAUGGAGGUCUAUACCAGAUUCAGUAAAACUGCAGCUCUGGGUGACAUGUCCGAUACAGUCCUCACCACUACUCGAGUUCAGCUGAACCGGAUGAGAGAUUCCAUUGACAACAUCUUGGAUUACUUGGUCAACAACACGCCACUUAACUGGCUGGUAGGUCCAUUUUACCCCCGCAUGGAGCAAAGCGCAAGUUCCAACACACAGUCAAAAAAAGCAAGGGAUACCAAGUCCCAAUAGAUGCAGCAGCUUGAUAAGGAACAUCAGUUCACUAACUCUGAGGCUUUCAUAAUGCUUUCUGACUUUCAGCUAAGCCCAUGUUAUCUUGUGGAGAUGAUUCUAAUUUGCAUUCCUUAACACCACAUCCUGCUAAUGUCCAUCUUUUUCAUCCUUUACAUAAAUGGUAGUUUGCCACAUUUGCACGAUGUUCUCGAUUAACUCUAGUUUACAACAGACACACCACAGAUAAAGAAUUUAACAAUGUAUUUUGAUGUGAUUGUGUAAUCACAAUGUUGUGGUAACCACAAAAAGCUUUCUUAUGUAAUGCAUUCCUUUGUUAUGGUAUUUCUACAUUUCUAAUAAACCCAUUAACAUAACA